CUUCUUCCCCCGAGUUCUCUCUCAACAGAGCUGCACACACUCUAGAAUCUCCACAGUUGGAUCACACCGCUUCACUCUUCUCUACCUAACACUCGUCUCUCUCUCUCUCUCUCUCACUACGCUCGUCCGCUUCAACAAUGGCGACUCUUAUGCAGAAAAUCAAGGACAUCGAAGAUGAGAUGGCCAGGACUCAAAAGAACAAGGCUACGGCCCAUCACUUGGGUUUGCUGAAGGCUAAACUUGCAAAGUUAAGGAGAGACCUACUUGAGCCCUCGACAAAAGGUGGUGGUGGUGCUGGUGAAGGUUUUGACGUCACUAAAAGUGGAGAUGCAAGAGUUGGUCUGGUGGGUUUCCCUUCAGUCGGGAAGUCUACUCUGCUCAAUAAAUUGACGGGGACUUUUUCAGAGGUUGCAUCAUAUGAAUUUACUACCUUAACUUGCAUUCCAGGUGUGAUUGUCUAUCGAGGUGCAAAAAUUCAGCUGUUGGAUCUCCCUGGAAUUAUUGAGGGUGCCAAGGAUGGAAAGGGUCGAGGAAGACAGGUUAUCAGCACUGCUCGAACAUGCAAUUGCAUAAUAAUUGUUCUAGAUGCAAUAAAGCCAAUAACUCACAAACGUCUAAUUGAGAAAGAGCUUGAGGGAUUUGGUAUAAGGUUAAACAAGGAGCCGCCUAACCUGACCUUCAGGAAGAAAGAGAAGGGUGGAAUCAAUUUCACCUCAACGGUUACCAACACACAUUUGGAUCUUGAAACUGUGAAGGCAAUUUGUAGUGAAUAUAGAAUUCACAAUGCUGAUAUCACUCUUAGGUUUGAUGCAACUGCUGAUGACCUCAUAGAUGUUAUUGAAGGCAGUAGGGUAUACAUGCCUUGCAUCUAUGCUGUGAACAAGAUUGAUCAAAUUACUCUGGAAGAACUUGAGAUUUUGGAUAAACUUCCUCACUACAGUCCCGUCAGUGCUCACCUAGAGUGGAACCUUGACGGUUUGCUGGAGAAGAUAUGGGAGUAUCUCAAUUUAACUCGCAUAUACACGAAACCUAAAGGAAUGAAUCCAGAUUAUGAAGACCCUGUGAUCCUAUCAUCUAAGACAAGGACAGUUGAGGAUUUUUGUGAGCGAAUUCAUAAAGAUUUCAUUAAACAAUUCAAGUAUGCUCUGGUUUGGGGGUCUAGCGCGAAGCACAAGCCCCAAAGAGUUGGAAAGGAGCAUCUGCUUGAAGAUGAGGAUGUCGUUCAGAUUAUCAAAAAGGUGUGAUUUGGAAGGAAGUCAGAAAAAUAUGUGCAACUUAAGCAUCAGUACAUGGUUUGUGGGGCUACAGCUUAUGAGAUUCAUCGCUUGUACUUUGCAGUUUUUGCAUCACUUUUUGUCUGUUCUAUUAGUGGUAAGGGUAGGCAAAGUUUAAGGAGGAUUGAUAACCGAAAUCUUGGUACCUUACUGCAGCUUUAUGUGAUCAAGCUGUUCUUGGUAUUAUGUUCUACGUGGAUACUAAUGAAUAUCGUCUAUGAGAUUGUAAGACAGCAUGUAUGAAAUGCAUCAAAGAUUAG
This is a messenger RNA of Argentina anserina (silverweed cinquefoil), 1534 nucleotides long. RefSeq names its product developmentally-regulated G-protein 3. The coding region runs from base 138 to 1244 and encodes 368 amino acids. Gene Ontology annotation, molecular function: GTPase activity; GTP binding. The transcript is spliced from 10 exons. Gene Ontology annotation, cellular component: cytoplasm. The record is from RefSeq and is a predicted model, not a curated record. Lineage: Eukaryota; Viridiplantae; Streptophyta; Magnoliopsida; Rosales; Rosaceae. Gene Ontology annotation, biological process: cytoplasmic translation.